CUGUGACUCGUGGGUUUGGUGGCGUAGCUGGCAAUCUCUGGGGUCUACAAAGGGAAAGGGGGGGGGUCUCCGUUUCUACAAGCAAGCACAGCUAGGAGACCACGCUGCAAACAGCCAAAAGUUUCCAAGGUCCCGAGACCCUCAGGGAGUUCUGGAAGUUUUCCUGCGCUCAGACCUGCCAGCGAGAGAAUCACACGGGUGGCUGCCGUGGUCCGAAGAGCCAAGCAGAAGGAGAUCCACCCACCGUGCUCUUGAGAAGGGGAUGCCAGGCUGUUCCAAGUGGUUGGGUGCUGGCGAAGAGGCCUUGCUCACCACACGUGCCAAGGGAGGGCAGCCGGACCGCAUUCCUGGGCUGGCUCUGCUGAACGCCUCUUGUCGCCCCCAAAGUCUUCCUUGGAGAGUCCCGCUGAGAGUCCUGCAUUCUGGGGAGAGACAGAGAAAGGGGUCCCUGGCCACUCCUUCGCAGGACUGAUAGCCUGCCUGGCUGGCAGCGCCAAAACCACCACACAUGGCCAGCGAUGGAGCACGCGGGGUCCGCUAGUUGCUAGGACCAUGAAGUUUUGGCUAUGGGGAUAUCUGGUCUGAUUCCUUUCCUGUUAAUGUUGGAGUUUCUGGUCCCGCCGGCUUGGCUGACUCCCUUGCAGCCCAUCUGCGACCCCCGAGUCAUGGACAAAUACAUCCUAGAAGCCCAGCAGGCUGAGCAAGACAUCGGGAGCUUUUGUGCCACUUCCUGUGCCUUACUGGAGGCCGUCCUGGUGCCGGACACCAAGGUGAAUUUUCUCGAGUGGAAAAUGAUGACUAGAGCCAGGCAGGCAUCGGAGGUCUGGGGAGGCCUGGCCCUGCUCCUGACGGCCUUGGGCCGAGCGCAAGAAGGCCCGCCUGCCACGCUGCCCUCUUUCCGGGACCAGGUGGCGAGGAUGAGCAGCACCUUGCUCAGCGUCAAGGAGAUCCUCCGCAGCGUCAACGUGGAGGCAGAGGCCCGAUCGCUGCAUGCGGCUCCAACUCCUUCGUUGACCAUCCACACCGUGGAGAAACUCCUCAGCAUUUACCUGAACUUCCUCCGUGGAAAAGCCAACCUGUACGUCACCGAAGCCUGUCGGAGCUACGCCAGGUGACAGCGGGGGACGGGCACCUCUUACCAAUCUGCCCGCAGCCCCCAUGGCAGGAGGGGCCCCCCCGGGUCGCCAGCCAGCAGUGCAAGUGACUGGCAAACGUUGGUCGUGUAGAGACAGGCAGGCACAACUCCUUGGGCAUGGCGCUGCACCGUGUGUCGGAAACCUGCACGCUCCCACCUGCUCAGGAGCGCCAGUGCUCCGUCCCACGCUCCGUCCUUCUGAUUGCACAAGUGGAAGCCACAGCUGGUGGGCGCGCAUCUAUGCCAAGAGGCCAGGCAUCCAAGGAGCCACUCGGGCCUUGAACGAGGAAGAGCAUCAGGGCCCUGGAGUCUGCUGAUCCCACGGGCCUCUGCUGCCACCUGCUCUCAGCCUGGCUAUGGCUGUGGAGGCCACAGGUGGGCUGGACUCACCUCCUUGGAACCGGCUGUUGCAUUGGCCCAGGCCUGGAGGGGUUGCCAGCCCCAUGCAGCCUCUUGACUCCUGGUUCCUGGCAGGCAGCACCCACCAGACCACUCCUGCCAAAUUCCAGGUCCAGUUUACCGGUCUGCCCACAGCCUGGCAGCGGCUGUUCCCUGAAAUCCACUAAAGGGAGGAUUGGAGGGAGUGACUGGGAGGCAGGACUUGGUUUGGGAAGGGGUUACAAACAAGACAUUAGAGGACAUUUUGGAGAACCAACUGGAGCAGCACUGAUGCCCACGCCAAGAGGAGCGACGGACGGCUGCCGUUCGACGGCACCCCCGGGCCUGUUUUGCGGCUCCUCCCCAGAAAGAGGAAAGGGGCUCCGGAAUCCGGCGCCGGAGAGGUCUUUGUACAUACGUCUACAGUUUUGUUCCAAGGGACUUUGGGAGAGUUUAUAUUUGAUAUUAAGUUAAAGGGGUAAAAUGUUCUGUGUAUUUAUGUUGUCACAGCUUCAGCAGAAGUCGGGUUUGG
This is a messenger RNA of Sphaerodactylus townsendi, 2045 nucleotides long. It is a transcript of the gene EPO, whose product is annotated as erythropoietin. The record is from RefSeq and is a predicted model, not a curated record. The transcript is spliced from 5 exons. Gene Ontology annotation, cellular component: extracellular region. Gene Ontology annotation, molecular function: cytokine activity; erythropoietin receptor binding; hormone activity. NCBI's taxonomy places the organism in Eukaryota, Metazoa, Chordata, Lepidosauria, Squamata, Sphaerodactylidae. Bases 567 to 1115 code for a protein of 182 amino acids.